AUGGGAGUGGAUUUGACUUGUCCUUUUGGCGUCUCCUCAGCCUGCGGAGCCCAGGCCUCUUGGAGCAUCUUUGGGGCUGACGCCGCGGAGGUUCCGGGCACACAGGGCCACUCCUGCCAGGAGGCUGCCAUGCCCCACAUUCCCGAGGACGAGGAGCCCCCUGGAGAGCCGCAGGCAGCCCAGAGCCCCGCCGGCCAAGGCCCUCACACUGCAGGAAUAUCCUGCAGUCCACCUACCAUCAUCCUGACUGGGGAGGCCAGUUCACCAGAAGGAGAAACCGAUAAAAACCUGGUCAACAGAGCUCACAGUCCCCAUAGGAGGCUUUCUCACCGACACUUGAAGAUUUCCACUGUUUCGCUGACUUCUGUGGAUCCUGCAGGACACGUUAUUGACCUGGUACAUGACCAGCUGCCAGAUAUCAGCAUCUCAGAGGAGGAUAAGAAGAAAAACCUGGCGCUGCUGGAAGAAGCCAAGUUAGUGAGUGAACGAUUCCUGACCCGCCGCGGGAGGAAGUCCAAGAGCGGCCCCGGAGACUCCCUGUCAGCUGUUUCCCUGAACCUCAGCCCCGGAGCUUCUCCCUCAUCCUCUCAAAACAACUCGCUUACUGUUCCUACGCUGCCUGGUUUGGAUGCCUGCAGUGGCCCACAGUCUCCUUUGCCUGGAGCACCACCACAGAAGGGGGAUGAGGCAGAAGUCUCUUCACCUCAUCUUAGCGAACCUAAUGUCUCCAAAGGGCUAGCUGACCGGAAGCAGAAUGACCAGAGGAAAGUGUCUCAGGGCAAGCUGACUCCUCGUUCUUCCACAACUGAGAAGUCCAAAGAGAUUGCAAUUGAACAAAAGGAAAACUGUGAUCCCCUCCUGUGCUCUGAGGCCACACACAAGGGCUCAGCUUCUGGCAUAGGCAGUGGUGGGAAAAUGGCCUUGAAUAGCCCUCAGCCUGGUUCUGCUGAAAAUGAGCUGGGAAAGGCGCUUCUGAAGACAGCCAGGGAGGGCAGCCCUCUGCCUAGAGGUCCAGCCCAGGGAUCUGGAGGGGUGGUUCCCCUGACCCCCGAGGGAAAAGAUACAGCUGGAGAGCCGACAGGGUCAAAGUUUGGCUCCAAAGCUGAGCUGUGGCCCCCUGCUUCCCGGCCGCCCCUACUGCGGGGGGUCUCCAGGGACAGUGGUCCUGAAGAACCUGGCCCCCGGCUGCAGAAAGUACUUGCCAAGCUGCCUCUGGCAGAGGAAGAGAAGCGUUUUUCAGGCAAAGCUGGCAGCAAGCUGGCCAAGGCACCUGGACUCAAAGAUUUUCAGAUACAAGUGCAGCCAGUGAGGAUGCAGAAACUGACUAAGCUCCGAGAGGAGCACAUCCUGAUAAGAAAUCAGAACUUAGUGGGGCUCAAGCUUCCAGACCUUAGUGAAGCGGCUGAGCAGGAAAAAGGGCUCCCUUCUGAACUCUCCUCGGGUAUUGAGGAAGAAGAGUCAAAAAGUGGCUUGGAUGUCAUGCCCAAUAUUUCUGACAUGCUGCUGCGCAAACUGCGGGUCCACAGGUCUCUCCCUGGAAGUGCCCCUCCGCUCACUGAAAAGGAAGUUGAGAACGUGUUUGUACAACUGUCCUUGGCCUUUAGAAAUGACAGCUACACUCUGGAAUCUAGAAUUAACCAGGCUGAAAGGGAACGCAACCUGACUGAAGAGAACACAGAGAAGGAACUGGAAAACUUCAAAGCUUCCAUUACGUCCUCAGCUUCACUAUGGCACCACUGUGAGCACCGGGAGACCUACCAGAAACUGCUGGAAGAUAUUGCGGUCCUGCACCGCUUGGCUGCCCGCCUUUCCAGCAGAGCUGAGAUGGUGGGGGCUGUCCGCCAGGAAAAACGCAUGUCAAAGGCAACAGAGGUAAUGAUGCAGUAUGUGGAGAAUCUGAAGAGGACAUAUGAGAAGGACCAUGCAGAGCUCAUGGAGUUUAAAAAACUUGCAAAUCAGAAUUCAAGCCGCAGCUGUGGCCCAUCUGAAGAUGGGGUCCCUCGAACAGCGCGGUCCAUGUCCCUCACACUGGGAAAGAACAUGCCCCGCCGGAGGGUCAGUGUUGCAGUGGUUCCCAAGUUUAAUGCCCUGAACAUGCCUGGCCAAUCUUCCAGCGCAUCACCCAUCCCCUCCUUACCAGCCCUGUCAGAAUCACCCAAUGGGAAAGGCAACCUACCUGUCACUUCAGCACUGCCUGCACUUUUGGAAAAUGGAAAGACAAAUGGGGACCCAGAUUGUGAAGCCUCUGCUCCCAUGCAAACUUUGAGCUGUGUUGAGGAGAUUAACCAAGAGACCAAGGCCAGGAUGGAGGAGGAAGCGUACAACAAGGGAUACCAAGAAGGUCUAAAAAAGACCAAAGAGCUUCAAGACCUGAAAGAAGAGGAAGAAGUACAGAAAGGUGAGAGUCUUGAGGAAGCUGAAGAGGCAGAAGAAACUGAGGAAGAGGAACAGAACCAAAGAAGCAGCAAACUUGAAGAAUUGGUUCAUUUCUUACAAGUCAUGUAUCCCAAACUGUGUCAGCACUGGCAAGUCAUCUGGAUGAUGGCCACAGUGAUGCUGGUCUUGACUGUUGUGCUGGGGCUCUACAGUUCCUAUAACUCUUGUGUGGAGCAGGCUGAUGGCCCCCAUGGGAGAUCCACUUGCUCCGCAGCCCAGAGGGACUCAUGGUGGAGCUCAGGACUCCAGCAUGAGCAACCUGCAGAGCAGUAGGAAACCUGACACCAAGUCAGUGCCCUGCUCCAGCACAAAGCUGACUGCCCUUUCCCCAAGCAUAGUGUUUCAGGCCAGUUGUGGGCAUGCUGGCACCAGCCUAUCAGGAAACAAGCCCAGGGUUCUUUCACACUCAGCAACCAUGUGGGAGCUAUCCAUACACAGUAACUGAUGUUCUUGGAGGAUCAACAAAACUGCCCUGGGAACACUUCUGGUGGAUGAAGUCACCUUCACCAAGGAACUCUAACAGAAAGGAAAGUCAUCUGCCCCUACCUCAGAUGGCUGGGGGAAAUAAAACACCUUCACUGCAGGAAACAGUAAGAAGUUCACUCUCCCUCCCCUUUUUCCUCUCUGUCGUCAGAAAUCAAAAAGAAUUAUGCCCAAAGGCUAACUCUGACCCUGAGGAUCAGACCUAGAAUGUGGAGUCAACAUGAAUAUCAUCCCAUUUACCAUUGCAUUCUCACUGACUCUCCUUCAGCCUCUUUGCCUCCUCUUUGGAACUAGAGUUUCUCUUUACACAAGUAGGGAACGUUUUUCAGAAAAGAAUAUUUAGGCUGAAUUUAGAUCAGUGCUUGAAAUGAAAUGGGAAGAUGUGAGUUAAUAUAUAUGCAUCUGUAUGCACACACAAUACACACAUACACACAGCAUGCAUGUGCAUGAAGCCAACAACCUUCCAAACGUGUGUUCUAGGUGUGUGUUCUGGACAAAGCAACCCACAGAUUUUUCACUAGGUGUGGGGCAGUCACCAGGCACCUGUUCAAUGAGCUCUCCACAUUGAUUUAAGAUGUUUGAAAAACACUGAAAACUCAUAGCUGCAACAGUGAACUUGCUGGUCUCCAUUUCAAGUGCUAAUUCUAAGCUGUUGUACAAUAAUCUAUUCCCUAUUUGUCCUCUCCCAUUGGGAACCCACCUCUCAGGUGUGAUUUCAGCUCCUGUGUGCCAGCAAGCACAUGUGCAAUUAUACCUUAGUGCUUCAGUUCAAAUGGGAUCUCCAACCCAAGUACACAUUCAGAGCAUUCCAAUUAUUUAGCAUAAAACUGAAAGGAGUACAUCCCAUUUCCAAGUUGACUUCUUUACAGCCACUGCCUUCAUUCAUCCCUUAUCAGUUUUGAGGGGUGUUGGUUUCUUGUGAGUUUUAUUGUGGCUGUUCUGCUGUUUUUGUUUUGUUGUUGAUGUCUGUUUUGUUGCUAACACUCAUAUAGAACUUAUUAUGAGCCAAACACUGUU
This is a messenger RNA of Hyaena hyaena (striped hyena), 3936 nucleotides long. RefSeq names its product inositol 1,4,5-triphosphate receptor associated 1 (gene IRAG1). Bases 1 to 2709 code for a protein of 902 amino acids. Lineage: Eukaryota; Metazoa; Chordata; Mammalia; Carnivora; Hyaenidae. The record is from RefSeq and is a predicted model, not a curated record. The transcript has 20 exons.